Messenger RNA from Labrus mixtus (cuckoo wrasse), 3881 nucleotides. RefSeq names its product synaptophysin-like 2a (gene sypl2a). The transcript is spliced from 6 exons. Lineage: Eukaryota; Metazoa; Chordata; Actinopteri; Labriformes; Labridae. Gene Ontology annotation, cellular component: synaptic vesicle; synaptic vesicle membrane. The record is from RefSeq and is a predicted model, not a curated record. Bases 145 to 849 code for a protein of 234 amino acids.
CAGACUGUCAGUAGUCGUGAUUUCUCUCUCUCCACUUGUUGAACGCAAACGGAGUGAGUGUUAACUUAAAGUGAACUUUACCGGCAAACGCGGACAGCGAAAACACAGCAGCCUCUCUCUCUCUCUCCUCGUUUGCUCGUCUCCAUGGAAACUGUUCAGAAAUUGACGUCUGGGUUUUCUCUGGACCUGGGACCACUGAAGGAACCUCUGGGGUUUAUUCGUGUCCUCGAAUGGGUCUUCGCCAUCUUUGCUUUUGCCACGACUGGAGGUUACUCCGGGUCAACACACUCGGAGGUGAAAUGCAAGGACGACACGAAGGAUGUCUUGGCUGAGUUUUACUACCCAUUUAGGUUGUCAGCAAAACCAUACGUCAUCCCUUAUUGCAACGGCACUGACUCUAAGGGCAUUUACCUGCAGGGUGACUUCUCCUCCUCCGCAGAGUUCUAUGUGUCUGUCGGUGUGUUUGCGUUCCUUUAUUGCACCGCCACCCUCGUCCUCUACCUCGGCUACCAGCAUGUGUACCGGCAGACCAGCCGUGGGCCCGUUGUAGACCUGGUGGUGACCGCCGUCUUUGCCUUCCUGUGGUUUGUGUCCGCGGCAGCUUGGGGCAAAGGCCUGACGGAUGUGAAAUGGGCCACCAACCCAGAUCGCCUCGUGGAGCACUGCAAGGAUAUCUGUCACGUAGGAACGUAUCCUUCUAUGGGCCGCCUUAACGCCUCUGUGAUUUUCGGCUUCUUGAACUUGAUCCUGUGGGGCGGUAACUGCUGGUUUAUUUACAAGGAGACCCCUUUCCACAAGGAUCCAAUCCCGCCUGCCACCAUGGAGGAAGGAGAAGCUCCCGGGCCUUAAGCCCAACCACCGAGGGUCCUCAAGCAUCGCCCUGUACCCACAGCAACGCUUUGUGCCCAACAUUGGUCUCUGAUCAUAACCUGCAGAAAUGGAUACAAAAUGAAGUCCUACAUACCCCCCCCCCCUCCCUCAGCGACAUAAAUAUAUUUUUAAUUAUCAUCAAAUCCAGAUCCCUUUGCCUUGAAAACACUAAGCUCAAAUACAAACUAAAAUCAAGACGUGCAGCGAUAAACACUUUGUGUAAUUGUUUUUCAGAACAGCAGGUCCACAGUGCAUUUACCUCCGCAGUAGCAGACCGUCCUCCCUGCACGUCUGCCCCUCAGGGAGCCCCCUAGUGAGGAAAUUCUGAUGUAAGAACCCAGUAUCUCUGCUGCCCCGCCCCCCCAAAGAGAGAAGGGAUUAACAGAAGUUCAAGUCAAACAACCCCCACAGCCAAUAAAAGCAAGUUUUGCCUUAUUUAAAAAAAAAAAAAAAAAAAAUUAAAUGGAGGUGGUGGGAGCAAAUGCCCGGCUGGGGUCCCGCUCUUCUUAAAUCAUGUAUAAGAUGACGUGCUACAACACUCACAACAAGUACUGUAACUGUAAACAUGUUAACUCUCCGAGACAUGAGCCUCAGUGUUUUUGCACGACAGCGUGUUACGGCCGCAUUAAAGGGAAAAAAAAGUCAAGAAAAGUUGUAACACAUAUAUAUAAAACAUAUUAUUUAGGAUGUAGGCGACAAGCGGACUAAAUGUUGUCACCAGAAUUACAGGCCAGUUUAAGAAAUGAUUCAUAUUACUGAAUGUCGUCCCUCAAUGUUGUGUGCGUUACAGCUUAGAUACUUUAACGUCACCGGCGCUUUCUUUUCCACAUGUAUGAUAAUCCCCGUAUUUUUGUCUCCUACGGAUCGUGUCUUGUACCCACAUCCUCCUCGCUCCGUGUCUGCUCGGGUAAAAACAACAUGCUGUAAAAAGUAACGGCGCAGUGUCGGUCAUCCAGCGGCUGUUAUCAACAGACUGUUGUCAUAGAAACAGGACCGACGUGCAGCGCUUUUCUUCUCGGAGCACAACCGCUUUUUUAUUUCCUGGAAUAAACGCUAGGUGGACACGGGGCCUGAAGAGUUAAUUUCAAGAACAACAAGGCGGUAACAAGGUAAUUUAAGCAGCGUAUGGUUUAGUUUUUUGGGAGGGAGAAUUUCAGGAGAGAAGUCAGCCGCCUGCGCUAAAAUCAGGAACGUGGAGCAUCUCACUAAUAUCAGUUAUUCUCUAAAUAUUACGACUUCAUUGAUGUCAACAUUACAACUUUUUUCUUCAUAUCUGAGACUUUUUUUUUUCUUUAACUUGGCCCGUUUACGCUGUUGCCUUUUUGACCUUCCAAAGCAGUUCCUUGGUUUUGAAUCACCGCCAUGCCUUAACCCACUAAUCUUUGACACUACUGACACACACACACACACACUAAUACACACUAAUACUGUCUAUCUGUGUAGUUUGACUUCAUUUAGCUAAACUUGCUGGAGAGAAAAAACACACACUGUAAAGAUAACACACACAACAAAAGCAGCUUCGACUUUGAGAAUAUGAUUUUGAGGUUGUGACGGCGUCUUUUUUCUUUUUUUUUUUUAAAUGUUCGGCCUGAAUCCAGACUAAAGCAGGCUCUUUGUAUGUUUACUACAGUAGCUGUUGUACAUCAAUAUGUUACAUUUACUCUCCUCAGUAACACACUCAUCCUAGUUUAAAACCUUCUUCUCUUAUUUGUGCAAACUCUAACCUGCAGGGACUUUCUGUCUUUUUUUUUUUUUUUACACAGAUCAUAUGUAUUUUUACCAACAAUUAUUGGUCCAUUGCAUAUUUUUUUAAAACCAAUGUUGGGUUUCUGUUUUUAUUAACCCGAGGAAAACAGUCUGUGUGCAGCUUCUCCUUGAUUUUUCUUUUUUGUAACAUUGUCAGAUUUGUUGUUCAGUCCGUUGCUCCACUAAGAAGCCUUACACUAAAUCUUGUGAUCAUAGAUAGUUGGAAAAAAAGAAAAGUGGCACAUUUAGUUUGCCGGCCUUGAUGUUAUCCUGCUGUAUUACUUUAUCACUCCCGCCUUAAAGGUCACAUAUUAUUCAAAAUCCACAUCACCAUGUUUCUCUAACUCUAAACAUGUGUCUCUAGUCUGUCUACAAACGCCCCAAUGAUGAGAAAAGUCCAUCCUCUCCGUCUUUAACCUGCUCCACUUUUCAGAAAAUGUGUGCUCAAACAGGCUGCUUGGAGAUUUUCCCUUCAUGACAUCACAAAGGGCAGUAACCCCUCCCCCAGGUGGGUGUCACUCCCACAGCUAGGUGUUUGUUCUGCCCUCUGAGUCUGCCUUCUCACCGUAAACAAUAGGACAUGGAGCGAGAAAGCACCGAGUACACCCGAGCCCUUCCAGAGAGGGGGGCGUGGUCAGAUACAGCUCAUUUACAUAUUUAAAGGUAUAGACACAGAAACAGCCUGUUCUCAGCAGGGCUGAAAUAGAGGGGUUUAUAGAUAUGAUCAAAUACUGGAUCAGAGUGGAUUUAGAACAAGAAACUUCACACACAUGUUUUGAGGAGCUCUGAGACUUUUUUACACUGGUUGAAGAGGAGGAGAAUAUGUGACCUUUAAGUUCCGCUCUACAUGUAACUUGAAAGACGAUGCCAUGCAUGUGAAGGUUUUUGCAUAGAGCCGUUGAUGACUUUUUGCAUUGCACUUAAGAUCUCUUCGUAGUAUCUAUUUUGAUUUGAGUUAUCGGGCUUUCUGUGCAGCUGUUUUACUUUAUCACCAUACCUCGGUGGGGAAUACAUCAGGUGUUAUUUCGAGCUCUUUUGCUAAAGUAAUAUAUAUUUUCCACACCAGAUUGAAAUUAGAAAACAUAUUUAGUCAGAUGUUUAAUCAAUUUCUGAAAAGAUGCAUCUGUUAAUUAGAGCACAGUGAUGUGUUGGAUGUUUAUGUAAUUAAUAAUUGAUAUUGGAUUGAUGUAUUUUUAUCCCUUUGUUUGUGCAGAACAGUUCAUCUGUAUUGACCUGUGUAAAAUAUGAGAGCUGCAACUGCUGGA